AAACAGCCCACAGCUCCUCAAUGUCUGAGUACUUGCCCUGGGAGCGUCUCAUGGGUACUUAACCUGUGUACUCAUGCUACAGAAUAACUUCUGCAGUUGUCAUUUUUACAUGUUUCUACAUCCAUAUUAUUGGGCUGUCCCGGAGUAGGAAACUAGCGCACCAUCCUGACGCAUGCGCAGUAGUGUUCACAAUGUGGUCCUGCCUUGGUAAAUGUUUCCAACGGUUAAAUCAGCGACACUACGCUUUGAUCUGCAAAGUGUCGUGUGUGCAGCAGCUGUGCAGUAGCAGCAGUGAGUUUACAGACAGCUGCUAUAAUGGGCUGUAUCCUGGACACAUUCCUACAACACCCAUCCAGAAAGCCCUGCUGGCUGUUGGGUCUGGUGUGGCUGCACUGCAGGACCCUUACAGACAUGACAUGGUUGCAGUGCUCGGAGAGACGACGGGACACCUAGCGCUGAUAAAUCUCAGGGACAGGAUGAGAAACGACCCUGAAGGCUACACCAUCCUAAUAGAGAGGCCCAGGAUCAGGCUUUCUACACUUGAUCUGAGCAAGAUGGCCUCACUGCCUGAUGGGUCUUUUGGGAGAGAAUACCUCCGUUUUCUGGAGGACAAUCAUGUGACCCCUGAUACAAGGGCAGAUGUGAAGUUUGUGGACGAUGAGGAAUUAGCUUACGUCAUGCAGAGAUACAGAGAGGUCCAUGAUUUGUUGCACACCUUACUGGGCAUGCCCACCAACAUGCUGGGUGAAGUGGCAGUAAAAUGGUUUGAAGCUGCUCAGACGGGGCUUCCCAUGUGCGCUCUUGGUGCUGUUCUGGGGCCACUUCGGCUAAACACAAGACGUUUACAGUCACUGUUCACGUCUCUGGGCCCCUGGGCUCUGCAGAAUGGGCGGCGGGCCCACUGCGUCCUCAGCGUCUUCUAUGAGAGACGAUGGGAGCAGAGCCUCGAAGACCUCCGACAAGAGCUCAACAUCGAGCCGCCUCCUGUCAUACUCGCUGCGUCCAACAAUAGGAGCACCUGAGAAAGAUUAAUGGCUCAGGAAUCAUGGGAGAAAAGACUUUUAAUAGCGGACAAACUAUAAAUAUUUCAAGUGUGAAACUGGAACUUUUUAUAUCAACUACUGAGGAAAUGGGGAAAUUUCACACUUGGCAAACUUUGGCUUGUUCCUUCUUACAUCUUAAAUUUAUCUGCCUUGCCAUUAAGUCAUCUGAAGUGAAUUAUUUUGAAUGAAGUUAGUUUGGCUAAUGAAAUUAGAGUUUUUGUCAUUCUCUGAUGCUGGUAAAUUACAGGUCUGGUUCAACAAGUCAUAUUCAGUCACCAUCUGUUACUGAAAAUGUGACAGACAAAGUGUUUUUUGUUUAUGUGUUGGUAAAAAUAAAGUUAAAAACUGUAAUAUCUGUAAUUAUCUAUCACCUGUAAUCAACAUUGGUAUUGGUCCAUUAACAUUUGUGCCAAUAUUUGGCCUGAUGUGAAACAGUGUAAUGUGCACCUGCAGUUGUACAAACACUAGCAGGUGGGAAAGGAGCAGAUGCAGCUGCUUCUGUUAUAUUUGACUCACUGUGUUAUCACAGAUUGUACUGGGAAUAAAUCCUGCCUCUCACUUUUACAGUAAUAAUGUGUACAAAUCAUGUACAUUAAUCUACAUGAGAUUAACUAAUUCAGCGUAAAAAAAAAAAAAACUAUGACAGUUUCAUGUGAAACUGACUCCAUCAUAUUUGUCAAAUUCCUGUCAUGACUCAGUAAACGAUAACAGAGCUAUCUUCUAUCAACCAAGACUAAUGUCUCUUUCAGUAAAAAGCAUGGCCAGGUUGUUACAGUGUUACAUCCUGAUUGCUACAACCCAGGAUGUCCGCCCUCUGUGUCUUUAUUAAACAUGUCCUUCCUGGAGCUACUUGUUUCACGUCACAACACUCAUUGUAGAGUGUUUACAGGAGUAACACGCUGUUCUCCCGCAGGGCUACACACAGUACAUCAUUUGGAUGUAAAAUAACACUGAUCACGAGUCAGUGAACUCACAACUUGUUAAUUUCCCUCAGUUUCACCUCACUGCCGUCCACCCUCUUGUCACACGUAUAGUCUGGUAUCAGAGGAACAAGUCACUAGUUGUGUUGCUUUCAUUGUUCAGUACUUAACCUGAACUUGUGCUUAAAAUGAAAUACAAACGUGUACAACAUCUGUCUCUUACUGAUAUUAAAGAUACAUUUCAAUUUGUUGUUUAAA
Lates calcarifer (barramundi perch) is the source of this 2221-nucleotide messenger RNA. RefSeq names its product coenzyme Q4 homolog (S. cerevisiae) (gene coq4). Gene Ontology annotation, cellular component: mitochondrial inner membrane; mitochondrion. Gene Ontology annotation, biological process: ubiquinone biosynthetic process. The transcript has 8 exons. The record is from RefSeq and is a predicted model, not a curated record. The coding region runs from base 192 to 1022 and encodes 276 amino acids. NCBI's taxonomy places the organism in Eukaryota, Metazoa, Chordata, Actinopteri, Centropomidae.